Soboliphyme baturini is the source of this 525-nucleotide messenger RNA. NCBI's taxonomy places the organism in Eukaryota, Metazoa, Nematoda, Enoplea, Dioctophymatida, Soboliphymatidae. The record is from the annotation of a GenBank genome assembly.
AUGUUCUCGUAUAGGAGGUACUUUUUUAGGAAGCUGUACCACGUGCGUCACGUGACACUGGCUGAUGCUCGAUUUGCUCAAGAGAAAGAAAUUCCGAGAAUUUUCCAAAUCAUCUACGCGGGUGAAGGUGAGAGUCGCAAGAACGAGGAGUCGCAUGUUGUUACGGAACCAGCUAAAUCAGACGCGAUUCAACACAAAGGCCACGAUUUCAUUCUGAUCUUGUUUCAUAGUCCCACUUCCUGUGAUAUUUGCUCAAAGCAGCUGUGGAAUGUUUUGAAACCUCCAGCGGCACUGGAGUGCAAACGGUGCCACAUCAAGAUUCACAGAGAUCACUUGGAAAAGCACGACAAAGACGUGGCUCCAUGUCGCGUAAACUACGACCCAAUGCUGGCUCGCGAUAUGCUCAUUAUGGUUUCUUCUGCAGAAGAAUCUAAGCAGUGGGUUUCGUUCCUGCACAAGCGCAUAGAACAGCUGAAGAGUAAAGCUGACAAAUCAAGCAUAUCUUCCAGCAGUUCUCAUCGGUAA